AUGAAUUUAGAAGCUGUGUACUCAAGGAAGAUGACUCCAGUUGGUGGAUUAGGCAUUAAAAGGUCUGCUUGGAUGAACCAAGCUCUUUUGGCUAAAACUGGAUGGAGACUUCUUCAACAUGAGCAAGGUGUUAAGUGGAGAGUAGGUUCUGGGGAUAAUGUUUUAUUUUGGACUGAUAGGUGGUUGAGUUGUGGUCCUUUGUAUCAAUAUGCUCUCAUUGAUCUCUCUGAGGAAAUGCUUCAGUUGAAGUUAAUUUUAAGUGUGCAUACUGGUUUUAAUGGCAGUGGGGCUGAUAGAGACAUAUGGCAGUUCACACCUAAUGGUUCUUUCUCGGUAAAAUCAACUUAUAGUUCUUGUUUGCUUGCUGAGGCUUCAGUUAAAUGGGACUGGCAGAAGAGAGGCCUCACUCAGGUUCCUACUUGUCCUAAAUGUGAUUAUCCUAUGGAAACUAUUGCUCACUUGUUUAAGGAUUGUCCUUUCUUGUUGGCUAUUUGGAAUUGUCUUCAAAUUGGAGAUAAUUCUAGCCCUAAUAUGAUGGAUUUUAAAGAGUGGCUGUUAAGGAAUCUUCAAUCUAAAAGAAAGAUAGCCCCUACCUAUGGAGUUUGUAAGAUUAACACAGAUGGAAGUCGUAAUAGUGAUUCUAGGUUUAUUGGUGCUGGUGGUCUCUUAAGAGAUAAUUAUGGUGCUUGGAUUAAGGGCUUCUCUGUGAACCUGGGUGUUGGUUCUGUGCUUGAAGUUGAGUUGUGGGGCAUUUUUUGGGGGCUUCACUUGGCUUGGGAGGCUGGCUUUCGUUUUGUGGAGGUGGAAAGUGACUCAAGUGUGGUUGUGGCUCUUCUGUCAAGCUCUACUAUUUCCACACACCCCUUGUUUAGCCUUGGAGCAGAAUGUGGCGCUGAUGUCUUGGCAUCUAAGAGUUUUGAGUUUGGCCCUGGGGUGCAGUAUUUUACUGAGGUGCCAGCUUUUCUUUUGACUUGUUUGGCUGAGGAUGCUGUUGGGGUGUCCAGGUCCCGUGUUGUUUGUGCUUAG
Molecule: messenger RNA, 1026 nt
Organism: Prunus armeniaca (apricot)
Lineage: Eukaryota; Viridiplantae; Streptophyta; Magnoliopsida; Rosales; Rosaceae
Source: the annotation of a GenBank genome assembly